AUGAUCGGACGGGGUGGCGGUGGCCGCGGCCGCGGCGCGCGGAGAGAGGACACGGGUGUGGAGUGGCCGAACCUCGUGGACGUGGUACUGUCCUGGAGGCUCGAGGAUGUCAUGAACGAGGGCCUCUUCAAGGACAAGGUGAAAAGGAUACCGUUCACUUUCAGUUCCCUCAAGAGCUACCUGGAGUCAUAUGCCUCUCCAUUGCUGGAGGAGUUGAGAGCUGAGAUGUCGUCCGGACUGGAAUCCAUAUCAACCAUGCCCUUUGUCAGGAUAUCAUCUAUUGAAGAAAAGAAAGGCAGCAAAAUUUAUGAAAUUUCUGUUGCGUCUGAUUCUCAGGCUGCUAAGUCAUGUAAUCAGCCUGAAUGUUAUGCUCCAAGUGUCGGUGAUAUCAUUAUUUUGUCUGAUGUGAAGCUGGGUCAUAUUUCUGAUAUUGCUCGCGAUGGGAAGCCGUGCCAUAUUGCCUUCGUAACAGAAGGAGGGGAUGAAGAUGAUGACACACCGCCAUCUAAGUAUGUGAUCAUAGCAUCGGGCAAAAUUGAUACUGCUGAUGGCAAGCGUCAAGAUGUGAAAAGGAACUCACUCUUUGCUGCUUAUUUGCUCAACAUUGUGACAUACAUCCGAAUAUGGCGUUGCCUUGACUAUGAAACAGCAGUCAAAAGAAAUAGAGGCCUCAUACAGAAGAUGGUGCAAUAUCCUCUGGUCCAAGAUAUUCUUCAGACAUUCAGAAAGGAUGUUGGUUCAAUUGACAGCAUGGAAAUAUGGACCAAGCUGUCUACGAUGGACCUUAACAAUUCUCAGAAUGAUGCCGUCUUGAAUUGUAUUUCAGAAAUGAAUUGCAACAGCAACAGCAGCAGUUUUAGCCUUAUCUGGGGUCCUCCUGGCACAGGAAAGACAAAAACAAUUAGUGUGUUACUGUGGUUAAUGAGAGAAAUGAAACAUGGUACACUCACAUGUGCACCAACAAACCUUGCUGUUAAACAAGUUGCUUCACGUUUCUUGAGGUUGAUCAAACAGCAUUCUUUUGAUAAAAGGUGCUUGGGAGAUGUUCUAUUGCUUGGCAAUAAGGAGCGCAUGUGUGUUGAUGGUGAUCUCAAAGAGAUAUAUGUACAUGGCCGUGUAAGGAAGCUUCUUGGCUGCUUUGCACCACUGACUGGAUGGAGACACCGCCUAUCUUCUCUAUCUGAUCUUUUUGAGAAUGGUUACACCCAGUACCUCCAAUAUCUACAAGACCAAGAGGAAGGUGAUAAACCUUCUUUCUUCUCUUAUAGCAGAAAAAGGUUUUCUAUUAUUUAUACGAAUUCUAGAAGAUGUUUCAAAGAAUUAUUAUCUCAUGUCCCGAGAUCUAGUAUUUUGGAACCGAAUCACAACAAUAUCCUUUCAAUUCUUGAAAUGCUUGAAGACUUCAACAACAUGUUUCAGCGGGGGUAUAUUGGGUAUGAAGUUAAGGAAGUUUUCUUGUACAAUAAUGGUGCAUCCGAUUCUAGAAACUCUAGUGUGAUGAAACAUUGGAAAACUAUAAUCACUCUUGGCAGAGCAAGGUUGAAAUGCCUUGAGAAACUGAACACUCUGUUAAGUUGCUUGAAGCUUCCUGUAACUUCCUCAAAGCGUAUCAUUCGCGAUUUCUGCAUUGAAAGUGCUUCCAUAAUUUUCUGUACUGUAUCUCACUCAUCAAAAGUCUCAAGUCAGAAACUAGAGUUGCUUGUCAUUGAUGAGGCUGCCCAGUUGAAAGAAUGUGAAACACUGGUCCCUCUGCGGUUGCGGACCUUAAAGCAUGCUGUUCUAAUUGGUGAUGAGUGCCAAUUGCCAGCGACUGUCAAAAGCAAGGUUUGUGUGGAUGCAUUAUUUGGAAGAAGCCUUUUCGAAAGGUUGAGUUCACUUGGGCACAAAAAGCAUCUACUUAAUAUGCAAUACAGAAUGCAUCCUUCCAUUAGUAGUUUUCCCAACAUCAGCUUUUAUGAUGGGAAAAUCUCAGAUGCUCCUAAUGUUAUGCAAAGAGAACACCAAAAGAAGUAUCUUCCAGGUUUUAUGUUUGGUCCAUACUCAUUUGUAAAUAUUGAAGAAGGAAGGGAGGAAUUCAGUGAACUUGGCCAUAGCAGGAAAAACUUGGUUGAAGUAGUCAUCGUUGAAGAAAUAUUGCGCAAUCUCCAAAAAGCUUGCUCAAAAACUAGAGCGAAAGUUACAGUUGGUGUCAUCUGUCCUUACACUGCUCAAGUUCUGGCAAUUCAAGAAAAAAUAGAGAAAAUGAAGUCUGAUCAAAUAGAAGUAAAAGUUAAUUCUGUUGACGGCUUUCAAGGUGGUGAGGAAGACAUAAUUAUUUUAUCAACUGUGAGGUCUAACUCAGAUGGGAUGGUAGGUUUUCUUUCAAACAGACAACGCACAAACGUGGCAUUGACCCGAGCAAGGUAUUGCCUAUGGAUCCUGGGAAAUGCAACAACUUUAUCAAACAGUGGCUCAAUCUGGGCUGAUUUAGUUCGCAAUGCAAAGGAUCGGAGGUGUUUCUUUAAUGCUAGUAGUGACAAGACUAUCUCUCAUGUGAUUGCUAAGCAAAAGAGUGAUCUUUGUAGAGCUGAAGCCAAAAAGAGCACACCUCUUGCACGUUCCAGAAACAACAGGGUUUGGGUGCGAUCCCAAAGUGAACUGAAUGAACAAGGCUCUUCUUCGGCAAAUGUUUCACCUGAUGCUGGGGAUAUCGAUUACAGCACUGCCUGCAUAAGGAAUCUCAAACUGAACUGA
Miscanthus lutarioriparius is the source of this 2733-nucleotide messenger RNA. NCBI's taxonomy places the organism in Eukaryota, Viridiplantae, Streptophyta, Magnoliopsida, Poales, Poaceae. The record is from the annotation of a GenBank genome assembly.